AUGGAAUACUUGGAAGGACUACAAAAGAGGUUUUACCUCGGAUAUUCUUACAAAUACAACACCUUUCAAUUCAAUCCAGUUAUCUUAGUAGAUUCUCUCAAGUUGGAAAUUCAGCAGUACUUGAAAAAUACCCCUUGGUACUGGAUACUACGAGACUGUGUCUUCAUCCAUUUGGUCUUCAAGUUCUUUUCGAAGAUACUACUAUACAUAAGAGGAUAUGGGUUAAUAACAUCUCUUGGCAAGCUAUACCAUUAUUUUGGUAAAAGGUUGUUCAGCGUUAUUUUGAGUAUGCCUGGAAUUAGGGGCUCUGUUGAAAAACAGGUUUCCAAGGCCUUGACGUCCAUAGAAGCGGAUUUGAUUAAGAACGACCCUCAGUUGGAAGACUAUACAGAACUACCUUCCGAAGGAUUGAGUGAAGAAAAAGUACUAGAAAGUUUGGAUAAGUUAAAUAGUGUUUUGAGGCAUUCUGACUGGAAAAACGGGAAAGUGUCAGGGGCUGUUUAUCACGGCGGUGAUGAGUUGAUUGAUUUGCAAUCGAAAGCGUUCCAAAAAUACUGUAUAGCCAAUCAAUUGCAUCCAGAUGUUUUCCCAGGAGUCCGUAAAAUGGAGGCAGAGGUGGUUUCUAUGGUGCUAAAAAUGUUUAAUGCGCCGGAGACGGGCUGUGGAACUACUACUAGCGGUGGUACAGAAUCCUUGUUGUUGGCAUGCUUAAGUGCAAAGAUGUAUGGGUUACGUUUCAAGGGUAUUAGAGAACCAGAAAUGAUUAUUCCCAAAACUGCACAUGCUGGUUUUGAUAAGGCGGGUUACUACUUUGGUAUCAAGAUACAUCACGUCGAUUUGGAUCCUGUUACGUACCAAUGUGAUGUAAAGCAAAUGAAAAGACUCAUUAAUAGAAACACAGUUUUAUUGGCAGGAUCGGCACCAAACUUUCCUCAUGGUAUUAUUGAUGACAUUGAGACAAUCGGAAAACUGGGAGAAAAGUAUAAAAUCCCAGUCCAUGUUGAUUGUUGCUUGGGCUCAUUCAUUGUUGCAUUUAUGGCUAAGGCUGGUUUUGAUGACGUUCCAUUGUUUGACUUCAGAGUACCUGGCGUUACAUCAAUCUCUUGCGACACGCAUAAAUAUGGUUUUGCACCUAAGGGAUCGAGUGUAAUUAUGUACCGCAGUCCAUUACUCAGAAAACAACAGUACUAUGUUAGCACUGACUGGACUGGUGGUUUAUAUGGUUCCCCAACGCUUGCGGGAAGCAGACCUGGUGCAUUAGUUGUAGGCUGUUGGGCAACAUUAGUCCAUUUCGGCGAAAAAGGUUACAUUGAAUCAUGUAAAGAAAUUGUGGGGAAGGCCAGAUCGUUGAAAGAAUUUAUCAAAAAAGAGGUGCCUGAUCUUCAAAUUUUAGGUGAUCCACUAUGCUCCGUGAUCUCUUUUACUUCAAACACAAUUAAUAUUUAUGAACUAUCUGACACUUUAUCGAAGAGUGGAUGGCAUUUCAGUGCACUACAAAAACCAGCAUCUGUGCAUUUCGCUCUCACUCACCUGACGCUCCAAUCAAUAGACGAAUUAAAACAGGCUUUAAAGACCACCGUUGAGAAAAUGAAAUCCGAACCAAAUGCAAAGCCAUCUAGUGAUGGAACUGGUGCAUUGUAUGGUGUAGCAGGAAGUGUUAAAACUGCAGGCGUCGCAGAUCGUUUGAUCGAAGGCUUUUUGGACAGUUUAUACAAACUUGAACCUGAAACGUAUUAA
This is a messenger RNA of Kluyveromyces marxianus DMKU3-1042, 1737 nucleotides long. RefSeq names its product sphinganine-1-phosphate aldolase DPL1 (gene DPL1). Gene Ontology annotation, biological process: sphingolipid catabolic process; carboxylic acid metabolic process. Gene Ontology annotation, molecular function: sphinganine-1-phosphate aldolase activity; pyridoxal phosphate binding. Gene Ontology annotation, cellular component: endoplasmic reticulum. The record is from RefSeq and is a predicted model, not a curated record. The transcript has a single exon. Lineage: Eukaryota; Fungi; Ascomycota; Saccharomycetes; Saccharomycetales; Saccharomycetaceae. Bases 1 to 1737 code for a protein of 578 amino acids.